Microthlaspi erraticum is the source of this 1581-nucleotide messenger RNA. The record is from the annotation of a GenBank genome assembly. Lineage: Eukaryota; Viridiplantae; Streptophyta; Magnoliopsida; Brassicales; Brassicaceae.
AUGAAGGUGGUGGAUAAGAUCAAAUCGGUGAUCAAGGAAGGCAAAACGGCCUUCUCCUUUGAGUUUUUCCCGCCGAAGACGGAGGAAGGCGUCGAGAAUCUCUUCGAACGGAUCGAUCGGCUGGUCUCUUAUGGACCAACCUUCUGCGACAUCACCUGGGGUGCCGGAGGUACCACCGCCGAUCUCACGCUCGAGAUCGCUUCUGAGAUGCAGAAUGUCAUCUGCGUCGAGACUAUGAUGCAUCUCACUUGUACCAACAUGCCUGUCGAGAAGAUCGAUCACGCGCUCGAGACUAUUAGAUCCAAUGGGAUUCAGAAUGUGCUUGCCCUUAGAGGAGAUCCGCCUCAUGGGCAGGAGAAAUUCGUCCAGGUCGAAGGAGGGUUUGAUUGUGCUUUGGAUCUGGUGAAUCACAUUCGAAGCAAGUAUGGAGAUUACUUUGGAAUCACUGUCGCUGGUUAUCCUGAGGCUCAUCCGGAUGUUAUUGAAGCUAAUGGCCUUGCGACUCCUGAAUCUUAUCAGAGUGAUCUUGCUUAUCUGAAGAAAAAGGUUGACGCUGGAGCAGAUUUGAUUGUGACUCAGCUUUUCUAUGAUACUGACAUAUUCCUCAAAUUUCUGAAUGACUGUCGACAAAUCGGGAUUAAUUGUCCCAUUGUUCCUGGAAUUAUGCCAAUUUCCAACUACAAGGGUUUAGCGUAUGGCUGGUUUCUGCAAAACCAAGAAAUGUGCAAAAAGAUUUUGGCUCAUGGAAUCACUACCCUUCAUCUUUACACGUUGAAUGUGGACAAAUCAGCUACUGCGAUAUUGAUGAACCUUGGUCUGAUUGAUGAGUCAAAAGUCUAUCGUUCUUUACCUUGGAGACGCCCUGCAAAUGUUUUCCGUACUAAGGAAGAUGUUCGCCCCAUUUUCUGGGCAAACCGUCCAAAGAGCUACAUAUCUAGAACAAAGGCCUGGAAUGACUUCCCACAGGAACGGUGGGGUGAUUCACGCAGUGCAUCGUAUGGUACACUUUCCGAUUAUCAGUUCAUGCGCAAACGAUCACGUGACAAGAAGCUUCAGCAAGAAUGGGUUGUCCCAUUGAAAAGCAUUCAAGAUGUUCAAGAGAAAUUCAAGGAGCUCUGCCUUGGAAGCUUAAAGAGCAGUCCAUGGUCUGAGUUAAAUGGACUCCAGCCAGAGACAAAGAUUAUAAACGAGCAACUCGGCAAAAUCAACUCCAGCGGCUUCUUGACCAUCAAUAGCCAACCAUCUGUCAACGCAGCCAAAUCUGAUUCCCCAGCUAUUGGAUGGGGUGGUCCUGGAGGUUACGUCUACCAGAAAGCUUAUCUAGAGUUCUUCUGCUCAAUGGAUAAUUACUUGGGGAGUGUUCCCAUCAAGGAGAUUCUUCAACCGACAAUCGUUGAUCCAGCCAGUUUCAAAGUCUGGAAAGACGAAGCAUUUGAGAUUUGGUCUAGAGGCUGGGCUAACUUGUACCCAGAAGAUGACUCUUCUAGAAAGUUGCUCGAGGAGGUGAAGAACAGCUACUAUUUGGUAAGCUUAGUGGACAACGAUUACAUCAAUGGUGAUAUCUUCUCUUCUCUGUCUUAG